Coprinopsis cinerea okayama7#130 is the source of this 1089-nucleotide messenger RNA. RefSeq lists its product as hypothetical. The transcript is spliced from 2 exons. Gene Ontology annotation, molecular function: protein binding. Bases 1 to 1089 code for a protein of 362 amino acids. The record is from RefSeq and is a predicted model, not a curated record. NCBI's taxonomy places the organism in Eukaryota, Fungi, Basidiomycota, Agaricomycetes, Agaricales, Psathyrellaceae.
AUGGGUUCCUUUUCUCCCCUGCCGGGUUGGGAAAACCUCAUCCGUUCCGAUUUUUGGUUCCUUGAUGGCAACAUCGUGCUCCUUGCAGGCAAUGCGGCAUUCAAAGUGCACCGAGGCCAACUCGAACGGCAAUCCGAAGUCUUCCGCGACCUAUUCUCGAUCCCCCAACCGGCAUCCAACCAGGACCUCAUCGAUGGAUGUAGCUGGGUCGAACUGCACGACCGGCCAGCGGACGUGUUCUAUUUCUUGUCAGCUUUGUAUGAUGGGUUAUAUUUCAAAAUUCCAAGGACCAAUGAUUUUGCGUGUGUAUCGGCUGUGUUGCGGUUAUCGACGAAGUACCUGGUUGAAGCGCUCCGAACACGGUGUUUGGCCCGAUUGGAAUUGGACUGGCCUACGACGUUGAGUGGGUGGGAUAUCAGGGAGCGAGAAGCGUUGGACGACAAAGGCCGCUACCUCCCUCGCGAAGUCUGCUGCCACCCUAUCCUUCUCAUGGAGCUCGCCAUCGAACUCGGCGCCCAACACCUUCUCCCCUCCGCAUUCUACGACCUAUCCCGCUACGGACCCAGCAAGAUCAUGGCAGGCACGACCUACCACGCUGUCGCCCUCGAUGUCGCAGCCUCGAAAACGCCCAUCGAAGCCUCCCGCGAACGGCCCGCGACACUCAACAAGGACAUGCUCGUGCGCACAUUCAAAGGGCGUGAGGCCGCGCAACGCUACGUCUCCGAUUUCGUCGCCAAGGAACUCGAGAACCGGCCACCAGCGCCCGACUGUGCGACGCGGAACGAGAAGGAGAACCCCUCCCGGAACUGUCUUGAGUCGUUCUACUUCAUUAUGCUCAACAUAUUGCGGUCUGUGGGCGGUAUCGCGUGUGGGCGGGAUGCGGACCCGCUGUUUACGUUGGUGCAGGCGACGGAGAUGUUGAGUCGGACGGAUUUUUCUGAUGGGCAGCGGCAGACGGGGUUGAGGAUAUGUCAUGCUUGUAAGGUUGAUUUUGCGACGAGCGUGGGGAAGGCUAGAGAGGAGGUGUGGGGCCUAUUGCCGGUUUGGUUUGGGUUGAAGGAGGAGGGUGUGCCGCUGAAGGUUGCUUGA